Messenger RNA from Prorocentrum cordatum, 1232 nucleotides. Lineage: Eukaryota; Dinophyceae; Prorocentrales; Prorocentraceae. The record is from the annotation of a GenBank genome assembly.
GAGUGCUCCUCCUGUCCGGCCUCGCGUGUGCGGGCGCGCUGCAGACCCACGGGCAUGAGGGAAAGAUAAGGGCGCUGUACGUGACGUCGAGCUUCCCGAAGGACACCAUGCCAAUCGACGUGAUGGUGGAGCAUCAGCUUAAGACCCUCAGCGGCCCGAAUGUUGAACUGAAGGCCGUGGUCUUCGACAACCAGCCGCCAUGGGUGAACACCUCCGAAGCCUUUGAGUCCUACGACAUGCAGCACCGCGGGCUCCUGAGGCUCUACAACGGCCACGUUUCCGACAAGAUCCCCAACAUCACGGUGAGGGCCAUGGACUACAGCGACGUCUACGACCCGGAGUACCUGGCCCCGCUCUUCGACGUCAACUUCAGCGACGGGAGCGGGGCCAGGCUCCCGCAGAAGAGCCUCGUGGACAUGUACGGGAUCCACCGCGAGCGCGCGCAGAUGCUGUCGAACUUCUUCGCCAUGAGCAGCUUCAUGAAGGAGUGCAUGAGGCCAGAGCACGACGACGUGGACCUCUGCGUGUACUUCGACCCCGACAUGCUCAUGUACGAGAACACCACGGGCAUCCUCGAGCUGGCGACCGCUACCUUCGAGGAGAACCCCGGCUUCGUCGUCCUGUCUCCGCCGUACGGCUGCUUCAGCCUGAAGGCCUGGAACAGGAAGAACCGCUGGAACGGCGCGUGCCCGUCCAAGAGCGCCAUCGUCAGCAGCAGGCACGUGAUCGCUCAGCGCGGGCGCCUCCGGGCCUCGCUGCCCCUGAAGUUACAGCCGGGAGACAUCGGCAAGCAGUACUGGGAGGUGUCGAUGACCGAAGCCCUGGGACGCACCGGUCGUGGCCAGAUCCUGUGUGCGCAGGAGUUCUUCAUCGUGCACCCUCCCAGCCGCUACCAGCAGAACAAGGCUGGGGCCAUGUCGCUGAGGCAGCUGCUCAAGGAGAUGGUGCCCGAGCUUUCGAGGUGCUCCGAAUCCGGGACGUGCUCUCCCGAGGUGGAGGCAUCCCUCGGCACGCGCGAGCUCGUCAGGCGGUUCGAGGCCGGCAUGAUGACCGCCAACAACGAGACCAUGUACAACCGGGGUUGCGGCUGCUGCGCGGACAUGAUGCCGUCCACCGAGCGCGUUCGCGCUGGCGAGGCCUUCUUCCAGCCCCGUGGGGAGCUGGAGGCCGAGUCCUUCAAGAGUGCGGCCAACGACGCGGCCUUCGAGUGGGUGGUGCGGUGCAUGCCGUGA